Molecule: messenger RNA, 911 nt
Organism: Papilio polytes (common Mormon)
Lineage: Eukaryota; Metazoa; Arthropoda; Insecta; Lepidoptera; Papilionidae
Product: transmembrane emp24 domain-containing protein 1-like
Exons: 1
Coding region: 177-881 (234 amino acids)
Biological process (GO): endoplasmic reticulum to Golgi vesicle-mediated transport; Golgi organization; intracellular protein transport
Cellular component (GO): COPII-coated ER to Golgi transport vesicle; endoplasmic reticulum-Golgi intermediate compartment; Golgi apparatus
Source: RefSeq, a predicted model, not a curated record
UCAAACCAAUUAAACAAAACUGUUUUUUUUAUGACAAAAGAGAAUGCUUGCUCGUGUUUUGUUUUAGCCGUGUUCAUAUUAAACCUCCAAAAACAGUUGUGUAAAUAUUACGUCGUAUUAUAGCAGUGAAGUAUUGAUAUGGCUUAGCUUAGUAUCAUUGCGUUCACCUGUUAAAUAUGUAUUUCUUAACCUCUUGCAUUAUCAUUACAAUUAUAUUCAAAAAUGUGAAUUCACAAUACAUUUACGAAACAGAUAUGAAUUUUCGUGUAGAUCCUGGCUCACGGACAUGUUUCUUUGAACAUGGUCAAGUUGGACAAAUGAUGGAGGUGCAUUACGAAGUUUUAGACGGACAACAUGGCGAUUUGGACAUAUCUUUCGAUAUCUUGGAUCCAAACGGUGUGAAACUAUUAUCAGAUUACAAGAAAUCCCAGAAUACGUUUCUUAUGGAAUUGGAGCAUGAGGGUGAAUAUGUUUUUUGUUUGGAUAAUUCGUAUAGUAUCAUGAAUUCUAAGCUCGUGUUCGUUGAUGUGCUGAUCGAAAAUAAAAAUAUGGAAGAGGAGCCGACCGUGGUGGAAGGUGAAGAGUUGGAGGAGAUUGUACAGUGGACAGGAGUGGAUGAAGCUGGAGUAACAUAUUACAUCGACGUAACUAAUAUAACGGAGUCUUUGAUGCGGACUCUCAAGUCAGUAGGCCAGGCGAGACACCAGCUGGAGCGGUACGGCGCAAUGAAGUCACGUGACAGUUACACUGCUUUUGAAGACACUUUCAUUGUGGAUGUGUGGUCAGGUUUUCAAAUAACUUUUAUGUUCAUUGUUGGGAUGAUACAAGUUUAUAUGAUAAAGAAACUUUUUAAUAGCCCAUGUUAUGUCAAUAAAUACUAAUUUGUCAAUAAAAAUUAUUUCAUUUUAAUC